Messenger RNA from Paracoccidioides brasiliensis Pb18, 888 nucleotides. RefSeq lists its product as uncharacterized. Gene Ontology annotation, cellular component: cytosol; HAUS complex. The record is from RefSeq and is a predicted model, not a curated record. Bases 1 to 888 code for a protein of 295 amino acids. Gene Ontology annotation, biological process: spindle assembly. The transcript has a single exon.
AUGGAUGCUACAUCACCAAUGGAUACACCUCUCAUAUCUCCGUCUAAAGCACGGCAAGCCGCAUCCCUAGCGAAGGACUGGGCAUACAUCAACAGUUGGCUUAACCGGAAAUAUUCGCCGAAUCCUGUGCCACACUUUGAACGAAACGAAGAUACCCUUAAGACUUUACUCGCACUUGCAGUGGCUAAUGAUGCUGGAGAUGACGAAGAGGCUCUCCUUCAUGCAGCGCGAGAAGAAACAAUUCGCAAUCUCUUAUCCCAAGAAGAAGCCAACCCAGAUUCCCAAACAGAACUCCUCGAUAUUAUAGAGUCAAGUCUGGAUGAUAAGGGGGCUAAAGUUUUAGACGAGCUCGCUGAAACCGCAGUGUUGCUGGGGACGUUUACAACUGAUAUUGGAGAACUUAACCAUCGGAUUGUGGACCUUACAAGGGAGGAAUUUGAUGUUGCUGAGCAAGUGCGCAAAAUAGAACUGUUACAGUCCUACCUUGGGAAGGAACUUCAGGCUCUUCGUGCACAGAUGGAAGAGCUGAAGAACGAGCAGAGAUAUGAGACUCCUGCAGAUUUGCCUUCCCAGACGGCUGAUUGGAUGAGGGGAACGAAGCUACUUAGCGCAAAGGUUGAGGAAUACCGGGACAGAAUUUCAACUUUUGAAAAGAUUGGAAGAGACAAAGGACUACGAAUCGAGGAUAUUAUGGUCGAGGAAGAAAGUGCGGUUAGGUUGAGAGAGAAGGUAAAGACGCUGGAAGGCAAAGUGAAAAUGUUUCAUGGGUUACCACCUAAUGUCCAGGAAGCGAACAAGGAACUAGAACGAGUUGAGGAAGACUACCUAAACCUUGUCCGCAGAAGAGAUACUAUGUUCGAGAAUUUGGCGGAUCACGAGAGGGUUUAG